Molecule: messenger RNA, 1521 nt
Organism: Ruditapes philippinarum (Manila clam)
Lineage: Eukaryota; Metazoa; Mollusca; Bivalvia; Venerida; Veneridae
Product: glycoprotein-N-acetylgalactosamine 3-beta-galactosyltransferase 1-like
Exons: 5
Coding region: 222-1298 (358 amino acids)
Cellular component (GO): membrane
Molecular function (GO): N-acetylgalactosaminide beta-1,3-galactosyltransferase activity
Source: RefSeq, a predicted model, not a curated record
UCCAAGUGACAUCCCUACAUGUAAAAGGAAUCUGCGAUAGUAUAGUCUCAUAUAAUUGAAUAAUGAAUGACUAUAUUUUAUGAUAAUACUCUAUUUGCGAUGUACAAUAAUGAAACCUAAAUACACACAUAAGUAUAAUACAAUUGGCAUUUGAUUCAAUAUUUGACGAGUGACGCGGAAAGGAAGCGCGUGGACAACAGAUAUUGGAGAAAACAGUUUAAAUGUGGCGACCGACGCUCGAGUUUGUAUUUGGUCUGACACUAGGGUUUGUCUAUGCCUACUUGAAUGCUUUCUUAUUAUCUGACUCAUUCUCCAACCGACGAUCACUAAAGUGUAACUGUGCCCAGUCUAGAGACACCGUACGUGAUACGCUGCCAAUAAAAUACAGCACAAGAAGUGAACCCGCCACGGAAGAUGGUGUUCAAACUUUGCUUACAGACGUUGAUGCUACUCGCUUAACAAACUCAACAAACUAUACACGGUCAAAAAAUGACACAGGAAGCACCGAAAAUACACCAAAACGUAAUUUUCGCAUAUUUUGUUGGAUAAUGACAAGCCCAGCGAAUUUGGAGAAGCGUGCGAAAUACGUACAAAGAACAUGGGCCAGACGAUGUGAUCAGCAUAUAUUUAUAAGUUCGCAGACGAACAAAACUUUCCCUACAUUUGGUGUUGAUACAUCCGAAGGCCGGUACCAUCUGACAGAGAAAACUAUGCUUGGCUUUGACUAUGUUUACAAAUAUCAUUAUAAUGACGGUGACUGGUUCUUAAAAGCAGACGACGACGCUUAUGUCAUUGUCGAAAAUUUAAAAUAUUUUUUAUCCAAUCAAAACACAGAAGAACCGAUUUAUUUCGGUCAUCAUUUUAAACCAAUCGCUGAGCAGGAUUAUUUUAGCGGCGGGUCUGGAUUUGUGGUUAGCAAGGAAGCGAUGCGACGUUUUGGUAAAUAUGGCACCGAAUCAAAUUUAUGCAGAAAUCAACAUGGCGUAGCAGGCGAUGUAAAUUUUGGUAAAUGUAUGCGGAACUUAGGGGUCAAAGUUGGUAACUCAACAGAUAAGUACGGAAGGAAUAGAUUCCAUUGUUUUAAUCCGGAAACACAUUUGAGAGGACACUAUCCGUUAUGGUACUAUUCAUAUGACGCCAAUGGAGCCCGAUAUGGAACAGAGAGCAUGAGUAAGCACCCGAUCUCAUUUCAUUACAUGGAGAAUCAGAUUCUAACUGUCCAUCAUCUUCUAUACCACGUCAGACCAUAUGGGAUUUCAAUUGAUGUCACUGAAGAUAUUAAUCAAGAACACACGUGAAUUCCGUGCACUUUUCAGACCCAACUUCAGCAGUGUUUGAAACGCAAAUAAGAAUUGUACAGUUGAACAAUCAUGCUUAUUUAUGUCGAACAGAUCCUCGGCAUGUUUAAAAUAUUUGAGUUUGAUUUGUUUUUUAUUCAAUUACUUUUGGACUGUUGUUUUUUUUGUGGUUAAGUGUUUAUGAACACGAAAAUGUAUUUUAUAUGUAGUUUUGCGUACAUUU